Messenger RNA from Pestalotiopsis fici W106-1, 279 nucleotides. RefSeq lists its product as uncharacterized. The record is from RefSeq and is a predicted model, not a curated record. Gene Ontology annotation, biological process: GPI anchor biosynthetic process. The transcript has 3 exons. Lineage: Eukaryota; Fungi; Ascomycota; Sordariomycetes; Amphisphaeriales; Sporocadaceae. Gene Ontology annotation, cellular component: dolichol-phosphate-mannose synthase complex; endoplasmic reticulum membrane. The coding region runs from base 1 to 279 and encodes 92 amino acids.
AUGACCCGCGCCCAGCAGACCAUCUCAAUCGCACUCCUGGCAUCUUCUUUCUACCUCGCCCUCUUCCUUCAGCUCGUGCCGCUGCCCGAACUGAUUCAGACCGAAAUUGUUCCUGUGCUUCCAUUCUGGGCACUCGUCUCUUUCGGUGCCUUUCUUCUCUUCCGCCUUGGUUGGAAUGUCAUGACCUUCAACGACGUACCCGAGGCACACAAGGAACUCAUGGGCGAGAUCGAAAUGGCGAAGAAGGACCUGCGUGCUUUGGGAGUCGAUGUGGACUAG